AAAGUGAGAACACUUUCUUCUUCUGUAAAGUCUCAUUCUCGGAGGGAGGCUGUGUGUGACAGACUGAUACAAGUGGGUCCUCUGAGAAAUCCAGUUGUAGUCCCACAUGAGAUGGAGGCUCAGACAGUCACGUGGUUGGUUUUUCUGGUCCUAAUAAAACCAACAAAUGUUUCUACAAGUGACCCUGGAAUUACCGUUAAAUACCCGCCAACUGAACCUAAACUGUCUAUGAGUUCUGAGGUCACAGAAGGUCAGACCAUCACCAUCAGCUGCACUGCUGAAAGUUUCCCACAGUCAACUCUCACCUUGAUCAGGACCGACCCAUAUGAUCAGACUUUAAUAAUCACUGAAACUUAUCAUUAUUCACGACCAAUCAACUCUCUCUCCCACGAGUUUACUGUGACUUCAGUCGACGCUGGCUGGUACGUCUGCCGUGCCCUGAACACUGAGGGCGUAAAGGACAGCAAGCAGAAGAAGUUGGUGGUGAAAUACAGUCCCAAACAUGUGACAUUUCAAGCCAAUCCUGGUCUUGAUGUGGUUGAAAAUGUGUCGUUGACCCUGAGCUGUUCCGUUGAGUCCAACCCACCAGUGAGCUCUGUCACCUGGAGGAAGACGACUGAUGGGAGAGAGGAAAUCAUCCAACAGACUCAGACUCAGACCUUCACGGUGAAUUCAGCCGGUCCCUCUGACAGUGGACUGUACAGCUGUGAAGCCACCAAUGACAUUGGAAGUGGAAAGUCACAGCCAGCUGAGGUUAAAGUCAGAUUUUCUCCAAAACACACACACAUCACGGAGUCAGCAGAGAAUCAGGAGCUUGACGGGAGGAGCUCCGUGAUGCUGAGCUGCUUCAGUCACAGCUUUCCCCCAGUCCAACACUACUCAUGGUACAGGAAGAGUCAGGACGAGGGAAAGGAUGAACUUGUGUCCGAGCAUCAAAACCACACAGUGUACUCAAACCAGCCAGGAGUUUACUACUGCAUCGCACAAAAUGAAGCAGGUCACAGUUUGUCUGAUCCCGUCCGUCUGUUUGAACACCGGCUAACUGAACCUAUACUGUCUAUGAGGUCUGAGGUCACAGAAGGUCAGACUAUCACCGUCAGCUGCACUGCUGAAAGUUUCCCACAGUCAACUCUCACCUUGAUCAGGACCAACACACAUCAUGAGACUUUAAUAAUCAAGGAAACUUAUCAUUAUUCACGACCCAUCAACUCUCUCUCCCACGAGUUUACUGUGACUUCAGUCGACGCUGGCUGGUACGUCUGCCGUGCCCUGAACACUGAGGGCGUAAAGGACAGCAAGCCGAAGGAGUUGGUGGUGAAAUUUUCUCCAAAACACACACACAUCACGGAGUCAGCAGAGAAUCAGGAGCUUGACGGGAGGAGCUCCGUGAUGCUGAGCUGCUUCAGUCACAGCUUUCCCCCAGUCCAACACUACUCAUGGUACAGGAAGAGUCAGGGAGAGGAGAGGAUGGAAAUUGUGUCAAAGCAUCAAAACCACACAGUGUACUCAAACCAGCCAGGAGUUUACUACUGCACCGCACAAAAUGAAGCAGGUCACAGUUUGUCUGAUCCCGUCCGUCUGUUUGAACACCGGCUAACUGAACCUAUACUGUCUAUGAGGUCUGAGGUCACAGAAGGUCAGACCAUCACCGUCAGCUGCACUGCUGAAAGUUUCCCACAGUCAACUCUCACCUUGAUCAGGACCAACACACAUCAUGAGACUUUAAUAAUCAAGGAAACUUAUCAUUAUUCACGACCCAUCAACUCUCUCUCCCACGAGUUUACUGUGACUUCAGUCGACGCUGGCUGGUACGUCUGCCGUGCCCUGAACACUGAGGGCGUAAAGGACAGCAAGCCGAAGGAGUUGGUGGUGAAAUUUUCUCCAAAACACACACACAUCACGGAGUCAGCAGAGAAUCAGGAGCUUGACGGGAGGAGCUCCGUGAUGCUGAGCUGCUUCAGUCACAGCUUUCCCCCAGUCCAACACUACUCAUGGUACAGGAAGAGUCAGGGAGAGGAGAGGAUGGAAAUUGUGUCAAAGCAUCAAAACCACACAGUGUACUCAAACCAGCCAGGAGUUUACUACUGCACCGCACAAAAUGAAGCAGGUCACAGUUUGUCUGAUCCCGUCCGUCUGUUUGAACACCGGCUAACUGAACCUAUACUGUCUAUGAGGUCUGAGGUCACAGAAGGUCAGACCAUCACCGUCAGCUGCACUGCUGAAAGUUUCCCACAGUCAACUCUCAUCUUGAUCAGGACCAACACACAUCAUCAGACUUUAAUAAUCACUGAAACUUAUCAUUAUUCACGACCCAUCAACUCUCUCUCCCACGAGUUUACUGUGACUUCAGCCGACGCUGGCUGGUACGUCUGCCGUGCCCUGAACACUGAGGGCGUAAAGGACAGCAAGCAGAAGGAGUUGGUGGUGAAAUAAUGAACCAGAGAGCCUGCAGAACUAUGAUGACGUUGGUAAUGCACCUGCACGUGCACCAACAUCUUCAAAUCUAUUUGACGACCACACCAGUGAAGGUGAAGUGGAGCUUGACUAUCCACAGGU
Messenger RNA from Pleuronectes platessa (European plaice), 2556 nucleotides. Its product is annotated as B-cell receptor CD22. NCBI's taxonomy places the organism in Eukaryota, Metazoa, Chordata, Actinopteri, Pleuronectiformes, Pleuronectidae. The record is from RefSeq and is a predicted model, not a curated record. Bases 112 to 2433 code for a protein of 773 amino acids. The transcript has 12 exons.